AUGUCGGAUCGCGAGGACGGCGGUGAAGAGACCUUCUACGAGGAGGAGGAGCCAGUCUACGAUGGCGAUGACCUCGGAGAGGAGCAGUACGACGAUGGUGCUGAUGGCGCCAACGGCAUCGUCCACUCUUCCGCAGGCGGGGAUCCUUCGACCUCGAUGGCUGGACAGGCCAAUGCAGAGCGCAUCACUACCCCAUACAUGACCAAGUACGAACGUGCCAGGAUUCUCGGCACUCGUGCGCUGCAGAUCUCCAUGAACGCACCGGUGCUUGUCCCGACCGAAGGCGAGACCGACCCGUUGGAGAUCGCAAUGAAGGAGCUCGCUGCCAAGAAGAUCCCUCUUGUUGUCAGGCGAUACCUUCCGGACGGAAGCUACGAGGACUGGACCGUCAGCGAGCUCAUCGUCAGCGAAUGA
Molecule: messenger RNA, 414 nt
Organism: Kalmanozyma brasiliensis GHG001
Lineage: Eukaryota; Fungi; Basidiomycota; Ustilaginomycetes; Ustilaginales
Product: RNA polymerase, subunit omega/K/RPB6
Exons: 3
Coding region: 1-414 (137 amino acids)
Biological process (GO): DNA-templated transcription
Cellular component (GO): RNA polymerase II, core complex; RNA polymerase III complex; nucleus
Molecular function (GO): DNA-directed RNA polymerase activity; DNA binding
Source: RefSeq, a predicted model, not a curated record